Messenger RNA from Populus euphratica (Euphrates poplar), 2369 nucleotides. RefSeq names its product DNA/RNA polymerases superfamily protein. NCBI's taxonomy places the organism in Eukaryota, Viridiplantae, Streptophyta, Magnoliopsida, Malpighiales, Salicaceae. Gene Ontology annotation, cellular component: nucleus. The coding region runs from base 126 to 2177 and encodes 683 amino acids. The record is from RefSeq and is a predicted model, not a curated record. Gene Ontology annotation, biological process: error-prone translesion synthesis. Gene Ontology annotation, molecular function: damaged DNA binding; DNA-directed DNA polymerase activity. The transcript has 14 exons.
UAAAAAAUAUUCCAAACACCCUGAAUAAUUCUCACUUUCCCUCUUCUCCUUGUUCAGCAAGCUUUUUCAAUACCCAAAACACAAAAAAUAAGAGGGAGACCAAGGGCAGAGAGAGAGAGAGAGAGAUGGAGAAAAAUGAGACCUUGUCAGGAGAUAAACCUCGUCCAUGGCAAUCUUACCACACAGUUUACACUAACGCUAAAGCAGGUAUGGAAGGAGUGGACAAAGAGAAAGUGCAAAGAAUAGUUUAUGAAAGCAGUAAAGGAUCAAAGUAUUUUGAGAACGAGGAAAAAAAGGAGGCUGUAUUGAGGCAAAAAAUUGAAAACAUGCGUGCCCAACGUGCCAAGCUUAGUGCUGCUGAUCUCUCUCAUUAUCAAACUGUGGCUGAUAGAAGAAUUUUAGAGCUAGAAGCCACGCGUGAUCUUUCGAGGAUUUGGUUACAUGUGGAUAUGGAUGCUUUCUAUGCCGCUGUUGAAACAUUGAGCAAUCCUUCAUUGAAAGGGAAACCGAUGGCUGUUGGUGGCAUGUCUAUGAUCUCGACCGCUAAUUAUGAGGCACGGAGGUUUGGAGUUCGUGCUGCAAUGCCUGGUUUCAUUGCACGUAAAUUAUGCCCGGAGUUAAUUUUUGUUCCUACAGAUUUCAAGAAGUAUACUCAUUACAGUGAAUUAACUAGAAAAGUUUUUGAGAAAUACGAUCCUAAUUUCAUGGCUGCUAGUUUGGAUGAAGCAUACCUGGAUAUAACCGAGGUCUGCAAAGAAAGGGGCAUGUCUUGUGGAGAAAUUGCCGAAGAACUUAGACAAUGCAUCAACGAGGAGACUGGCCUGACAUGUAGUGCUGGAGUGGCCCCAAACCGCUUACUUGCUAAGGUUUGCUCUGAUAUAAAUAAACCCAAUGGACAGUUUGUUUUAACAAAUGAUCGGAUGGCUGUCAUGACAUUUAUAUCCUCACUCCCCAUAAGGAAGAUUGGAGGCAUUGGUAAGGUUACUGAACAUAUACUGAGGGAUGCUUUUGGUAUUAGUACAUGUGAAGAGAUGCUCCAGAAGGGCGGGCUUCUCUGUGCACUGUUUUCUCAUUCCACAGCAGAUUUUUUUCUCUCUGUGGGUUUGGGGAUUGGGAGGACAGAUACCCCUCAAGUCAGGUCCCGAAAAAGUAUCAGCAGUGAGAGAACUUUUUCAGCCACGGAUGAUGAGACACUUCUUUAUCAGAAAUUAGCUGAUAUUGCAGAGAUGCUAUGCGCUGACAUGAAAAAAGGUGGUCUUUGUGGUCGAACAUUGACUCUAAAAUUGAAAACUGCAUCAUUUGAGGUUCGAAGCAGAGCUGUGACUUUGGAAAAAUAUAUUUGCUCAAGUGAAGACAUCUUGAAGUAUGCUUCAAAGCUGCUAAAGGCUGAACUUCCUAUUUCUUUAAGGUUGAUGGGCCUACGCUUGUCUCAUUUCAAUGAAGACAAGAUUGGUGCCCCAUCUGAUCCAACACAAAAAACUCUCAACAACUUCAUCGUGUCAGUAGAUUUAUCUAGGAAAAAUUUGGAUGAUCCAAAAUCCUUGGGAUUGGAUAUUAAUGAUCAACACUUAAUGAACAAUAUGGAAGGUUCCUUUUCUAUUGAGAGUCAUGAGUUACAACAUUACGGAAUCAGAGAUCCACUGGACAGCAAUAAUCUACAGGAUCUGAAUGUUCACCACUGCACUUCCACUGAUAAUGUUGAAGCUGAGAAAAUCCAUGAACCUUCAAGCAACAAAACUGCGGACAAGGUGAUUACCAAGGAUAUGGCAGGGGAAGUGUCACAGCAGAAGGAAUCAGGCUUGUCCUUACCUGGACAGCUUGAGGGGGGAAGCCCUGACAGAAUGAACCUGGUCAUCAUGGACAAUGAGGCAGUCUUUUCAUCUGAACAGAAAGAUGGGUUAGUUUGGGUGGAUGACUACAAGUGCUCGCUAUGUGGGAUUGAAAUGCCGCCAUAUUUUGAUGAAGAAAGACAAGAGCACUCCGACUUCCAUCUUGCAGAGAGGCUUCAAAAGGAUGAGUCCAGAAUAGACUCGAGAACUUCCACACUGAGGCAGAGGUCUGUCCAGAAGGACGACAUCUCAAGCCGAAGCAAACGUAAGAAGCGCAAACCAUCUCCGAAAGAAGGCGGGCAUCUUUCAAUUGACAUGUUCUUUGCUAAGAGCAAUCAGAAUUUCUAGCGUUUUAUUCUGCAUCCUCCCAGUAUAUGUAGUUGUAUCAUUCUUUAUAUUACAGAAAAACUAUAGUUGUACAAUCGUUUAUACCAACCUUAGCAAUUGCCGACGGCAAUUCCUUGUAAUUAUACAAUCUAGUAAAUUAUUAUUUGAUUCCAAUGCCUUAAUGAAAUAAUCAGUUCAGCUCAUUUGAUGUAA